AUGUUAACAUUAUUAUUGCUACAAGUGGUGUUAUCACAGAAAAUUUUAGAUUCUCCACUUGAGUAAGUCAUAUGGUGCAAAUCAGAAACCUUCAUACUUACAGCAAAGGGUAUGCUCUAUAAAAAUUUUACAUCUGAAAUGCCUAAAUUUAUAAGCAAUGUAAUUCAAUCUAAUAUAUUUUGUUUAGUUUACUAUAAGAGAAAUCUUAUAAUCUGAAGCAGAUUCUUAAGUACUUUAUUUUAUUGGAGAUUUUGAUACAUCUUAUGUUUCUUAAAAUUGUGGAAAAACCUAUACUAAAUUUAAACAUGAUAAAACAUUACAUGAUUUCAAACUAAAUUCCUUAGAAGCACAUAGUCUAAUGGCUUUUAAAGAUUUUAGAUGUAAUUCAUCAACAACCUUAUGCAAAGAUAAAUAUAAGAAAUAGAUUUAUGUAAGUAAUGAUUAUGGAGCAAAUUGGAGGAUGGUACUUAAUAGAACCAGAGAUGCUAUAUGGGAUAAAUUAAUAGAAUUACCAGAAAUUCCUGAUUCUAGAAUUGUUGCAUCUUAUAUCAAUGAUUAAGGUCAUUAAUAAGUAAGUUACAGUGAUGAUUACUUUAACACAUUUAAAUUACUUAGAAAUAAUUCUUACGGUUUCUAUCAGACAAAAGAAUAUCUCUUUAUUUUGAUAGAUGCUGAUAGUUUUAGCAAGGGUUAUGAUUUAGAAGUAAUUAAAUAAGGUACUCUCAAUCCUGUGGAAUUGGUUUUACCUAUAGAGGAUCAUUAAAAAUAUACUUUUACUGUACUUGAUACUGUUAAUGGAUCUAUAUUCAUUUCAAUUUCUCAUCUUGAAGAUAUGCCUAAAAUAAUGAAUAUAUAUCAAAGUGACAGUACUGGUACAAAAUAUACAUUAUCGUUAAUAAAUAAUGUAAGAAGUUUGGAUACUGGAAAUUGUGAUUUUGAACCUAUUAUAAGAGGAACAUAUAUUGCUAAUAUUUAUGAUAAUGUUGAAUUUGAGAAAUUUAAAAUGAGAAGAUCUACUAAGAACACUGAUGGAAUUAAAAGAUUAGAGAACUAUAAAUAAACAAGAAUUACAUUUGAAUAAGGAGGUGAAUGGCAUGCUUUAAAAGCCCCUAAAUAUGAUUAUAAAGGUUAACCAAUAUAAUGUAAUGGAGAUUGUUCAUUACAUCUUCUUGGAAGAAGUGAAGCUCCUCGUAAUAGAAUAAUAAGUCAUUCUUAUAUUGCCAUAGGUACAGGUAAUACAGGUAUUUAUUUGGGAAAUGAAUAUAAAACAUAUCUUUCAAGAGAUGGAGGUCAUACUUGGUUUGAAAUAUUAGAUGGAAUGCAUAUUUAUGAUAUUGCUGAAAAUACAGGAGUCAUUGUAUUUGUGAGUGAUGAAGAAUAAGCAAAUGAAAUAUUAUACUCUUGGGAUGAAGGUAUGACAUUCUAAAAAAUUAAAAUGAAUGUUACUUUUGAUAUAACAAAUGUAGUAUAUAAGAAUGGUAAAUUCCUAUUUCAUGGAAUAUAAGAUAGUAAAACUCUUGGAGUUGCAAAACAAGAUGAUUUUACAUCAAGUGCUCUUAAAGGAGUUGUUGUAUCUUUAGAUAUAAAUUAAAUUAUGGUUAGAGAAUGCUAAGGAUUUGAUAGAGCAGGUGAAUAAGAUUCAGAUUAUGAAUUUUGGUAUCCUUCAAAUUAUGCAGGAGAUAAAUGUUUAUUUGGAUAAAAAGAGAAAUAUAUUAGAAGAAAGAGAAGCUCUUAAUGUUAUAAUAAGUAGCCUAAUUUACCAGUUUAAACUGAAAAUUGUCCAUGUACUAAAGCAGAUUGGGAAUGUGAUGUAGGGUAUAAAAGAGACAUCUAUUCAAAUUGUGUACCUAUGAAAGAAAUUAAACCAAAAGCAUGUAAGGGAACAUAUUUAAAAAGUUAAGGAUAUAGAAAGAUAUCUGGAGAUGAAUGUUAAGAUGGGUAUUUAUAAAUAUUAAGAAUUUAGUGUUUAUUUGGGACCAAUCGAAACAAAAUGUACUGAAGAAGAUUAAGUAACUCAAAAAGAUAAUAUUAAUAUUAAAUAAGGUAGAGUAAGUGAUAUACCAAAUUAUACAGAACCUGUAAAAACUCAAAUCAUUAAUCCUAAUAAAAAUAUUGAAAAAAAGGUUGAUGGUGGCAUUAAAUACACAUAUUUAAUUUUUGGAGUCAUUUGCUUAAUAAUUACAUAUAUUAUAAAAAAAAAGUAUUUUGAUGUGAAAUAUUAAACGAAAAAAAGAUAGCCAGCAUAUUAUUAUCCUGUUAAAUCAUAGGAAAAAUAAAGAUUAUUUGGUGAACCUUGA
Molecule: messenger RNA, 2297 nt
Organism: Paramecium pentaurelia
Lineage: Eukaryota; Ciliophora; Oligohymenophorea; Peniculida; Parameciidae
Source: the annotation of a GenBank genome assembly